Lonchura striata (white-rumped munia) is the source of this 3827-nucleotide messenger RNA. NCBI's taxonomy places the organism in Eukaryota, Metazoa, Chordata, Aves, Passeriformes, Estrildidae. The record is from RefSeq and is a predicted model, not a curated record.
UGUGUGAAUUCUAUUUAGAGCCUGCCCUAUCCAGUAUAUCUUUGCUGGUGAGAUACUGCCCUUUAAGACUGAAAUUUGAUGCUCUUAUUCUGGCUGCACUGUAGUUUCAGAACAGUUUGCAUCUGCAGUUUAGCACAGUGGCACUUUGUUGACAAUUGUACUCUGUUCACAGGGAACCAUUCUUUCUGCUUGCUGGAAAAACUGCUGCCAUGGAUGUUUGUAAAAGGUUUUGGGUUUUUUGUAGGUUUUUAUGUCAGAAGGAGAAUAUGAAUUAGGUAACAGUUAGAAAAGGGAAGAACUCAAAUUGUUUCAAGCUACGUCUGGUAGCAUUCUGUAAUCUAAUUAUACUGAAAGUCCCCACAGAAUAAAGAGGAAGCUCAGUCCAGAGUCCUGGUAGAACUGUUUGGCAUUAGUAAAUCAUUUAUAAAGUUUUUAAUGAAAGAAAACGGUGACUAAACGUCACAGAACUUGCGACUUACUGUGAACAGAACUUCCUGUUUUCAAAGCUAAGGACAAUGAGUUUAUCCAGACUCUUGGAAACAGAUAGCAAAUCCUUACGAUCAGUAAAUGGGUCAAGAAGAAAUAGUGGAUCUUCUCUUGUAUCUAGUUCAUCAGCUUCUAGUAAUCUCAGCCAUCUUGAAGAAGACUCAUGGAUCCUGUGGGGGAGGAUUGUGAAUGAAUGGGAAGAUGUACGGAAAAAGAAAGAAAAGCAAGUUAAGGAGCUGGUUCGAAAAGGGAUACCUCAUCACUUCAGAGCAAUUGUUUGGCAACUUUUAUGCAGUGCUCAAAGCAUGCCAAUUAAAGAUCAGUAUUCAGAGCUUUUAAAAAUGACAUCUCCUUGUGAAAAAUUAAUAAGAAGGGACAUUGCUAGAACAUACCCUGAACAUGAUUUUUUCAAAGAAAAAGAUAGCCUUGGGCAGGAGGUCUUGUUCAACGUAAUGAAGGCUUACUCCUUGGUGGAUCGUGAGGUUGGAUACUGUCAAGGAAGUGCUUUUAUAGUUGGAUUACUGCUUAUGCAGAUGCCAGAAGAAGAGGCAUUCUGUGUGUUUGUUAAAUUAAUGCAAGAUUACAGACUACGAGAACUCUUUAAACCAAGCAUGGCUGAACUGGGCCUUUGUAUGUACCAGUUUGAAUGCAUGAUACAGGAACAUCUUCCAGAGCUUUAUGUGCACUUUCAGUCUCAGAGUUUUCACACUUCUAUGUAUGCAUCGUCAUGGUUUUUAACUAUAUUCCUUACAACUUUUCCACUACCAAUUGCAACGAGAAUAUUUGAUAUCUUUAUGUCUGAGGGUUUAGAGAUAGUAUUUCGAGUAGGUUUAGCAUUACUUCAGAUGAACCAGGGAGAAUUACUGCAACUUGACAUGGAAGGAAUGUUACAGCACUUUCAAAAGGUCAUUCCACAUCAGUUUGACAGUGGUCCAGACAAAUUAAUCCAAGCAUCUUACCAAGUCAAGUACAAUGCAAAAAAGAUGAAAAAGCUAGAAAAAGAGUACACUACAAUAAAGACAAAAGAAAUGGAAGAACAAGUUGAAAUUAAAAGGUUACGAACUGAAAAUAGACUCCUAAAACAGCGCAUUGAAACACUAGAAAAAGAAAGUGCUUCCUUGGCAGAUAGAUUGAUACAGGGACAAGUGACAAGGGCCCAGGAGGCUGAGGAAAACUACCUCAUAAAACGGGAGCUGGCCACCAUCAAACAGCAGAGUGAUGAGGCCAAUACUAAACUGGAGCAAGCUGAGAAUACCAUCAGGGAGCUCCAGCAACAGCAGCAAUGGCAUAAAUGCAGUUCACGAUACAGUGAAGACUUUGUGCUACAGCUGGAAAAAGAGCUGGUCCAAGCCAGGCUGAGUGAAGCAGAAUCCCAUUGUGCCCUGAAGGAGAUGCAAGAUAAAGUUCUAGAGAUGGAAAAGAGGAACAGCUCCCUCCCUGAUGAGGAAAAUGUUGCCAGACUACAAGAAGAACUGAUCGCAGUAAAAUUAAGAGAAGCAGAAUCUUUGAUGGGUCUCAAAGAACUAAGGCAGCAAGUCAAAGAUUUGGAGGAACACUGGCAGCGUCAUCUAGCUCGUACCACUGGCCGAUGGAAAGAUCCUCCCAGAAAAAACGCAGUGAAUGAGCUACAGGAUGAGCUGAUGACAGUGCGGUUGAGAGAAGCAGAAACUCAGGCUGAGCUGAAAGAGACCAAACAAAGAAUGAUGGAGGUGGAGACACAGAAUCAGAUCAAUAGUAAUCACUUACGAAGGGCAGAGCAAGAGAUUGCCAGCCUACAGGAGAAAGUGCAGUAUCUUUCUGCACAGAACAAAGGACUUCUGGCUCAGUUGAAUGAAGCAAAGCGUAGACAAGCAGAGAUUGAAUGCAAGAGUAAAGAAGAAGUGAUGGCAGUACGGCUCCGUGAGGCAGACCGCAUUGCAGCUGUGGCAGAACUCCAGCAGCAUAUUGCUGAAUUAGAAAUCCAGAAAGAAGAAGGAAAAAUUCAAGGGCAGCUUAAUAAAUCUGAUUCUAACCAGUACAUCAGAGAACUGAAAGAUCAGAUAGCUGAGCUGCAUCAUGAGAUCAAAUGUCUAAAAGGCCAGAGAAACUUCUCAGACCAACCCACUUUUGAUGGGAUUCACAUUGUCAACCAUUUCACAGGAGAUGAUGAAUCAUUUCAUUCUUCUGAUGAAGAUUUUAUAACUAACUCCAUACAGGAGAGUGGGGUGAACUUUCAUCUUCCCAGGAGGACUGGUCAGAUGUCUUUGGAUCACACACUUGUAGACAGCAGUGACAGUGAUACUGAGGAAAGUGCCCUUCAGACUGGGAAUUCUGACAAGAUGGUUUCUAAGCAGAGAAGAAUGGAAUCUUACUCUACUACUGUGUGAUUAUCACUGUGACUAGCACUGAAGGACUUCCAUAUUUCUUUAAGGCUGAAAUUUUGAGGGAACUGAAACCAUCCAGCAGUUGGUUUAGGUAACUAUUGGAUUUGGUCUGGCCUGUGAUAAAUAUAUAUACAUGUACUGUCUAUCUGCCUUCUCUCUUUGCCAAAUCUUGCUAAUGACAUACCAUUGCCAUAAAACAGGCCGGGAAGAAGUUGAUGGAUGACAGUUUUGACAGUAUUACUGAAUGUUCUUUGGUUUAGAAACUGCAAAUAUAUUAUUUCUUUAAUGUGUAAGAAGCAGUUUUGCUGUUCACAAACACAGGAAUUAUUUUCCUCAAAAGAAAUUGCUUUUGUGCAAUAUUUUAUGCUCUGAACAAAUGUGUAUGUUUUACAUUGUUAUCCUUUUGUGAUCAAGAUGGACCCUAGUGAACCAUCUGAUCAUGACACACAUAUAUAUAUAAUUAUCUUAUGCUUCUCAAUUAGUUUUGUUUUUUUACUGAAGUUAUUGGAUGCCCACAGAAGGCUUGAAAGGCAAGCCUUUAUCUGUACUACUUCAUAUAAGCAAGUAAUGGUCACUAAUGUCAUAAAGGUGUUUUUCACUACUUUCACUUAAGUAUAUGUGCAUCUGCUUUUGAUGUUGCUAAAUAAUAAAUGGUCUGAAUAUGUUAAUUACAAUAAUGUUUAUUUGUACAUAUUUAUGUAUCUACACCAAGCUGAAACUGUACAUUACUCCAUUUUAUAUGAGGAAUGUAAAUGUUGCGAUAUUACUGUCUCUGGUAUUCUAACAGGAAAAUGAAUUCUGUAUAUACACACUAAAAGUGAAUUACUAAAUAAAGGCAAAACACUAACUUUGCAUUAAGUUUCAGCCUAGCUACACUAACAGGCUCAUGUCAGAAAUGCUUGUUCAAAACACUAUUGACUGAAAUCUUUUACCUUCAUGUAUAUGUAAUGAAAAUAAAUUUUUCAUGAUUUAACAAGG